AUGGAGGUGAGCGGCUCGGCGCACGACCUCGGCGACAGCUUCUCCUACGGCUGGCUCAACCAGGCGCCGCCCUCCUUCGACCGCCUGGCUGCCGACGCCGGUCAGUAUUCCUCCGGGGGCUCCAGGUCCUCCUUCAUCGACAUGGAGGACCCCUCCGAGCUCUUCUCCAUGCGGUGGACCACGACGGCGGCGACCGACUUUGACUUCGGCCUCCCGGCGCCAGGCGACGGAGGCGCCGCGUCCCCCGCGCAGCUGGUCAGCGCCAGCCAGAUCUUCCGCGGCGGCCGCCUCCUCCCCUGCGAGCCCGGCGGCUGCUCCGGCACCUCUGUGCAAGAAGACGGCGACGGCUCGGUGGCCCGUCGCGCCAAGGACGCCGUGCCGCGGUUGUCGCCUCCGUCGUCGCCGCUGUUCCACUCGGCGCAGAGCACGCCGCUGUCGCUGAGCGCGUGCUCCAGCGCGACGAGCAAGCACGCCGGGCAGCGCCCGAUGACGAGGCGGCGCGGCGGGUCGUCGCCGUGGAAGGUGCUGCUGAGGUACGUGCGGUUCCUGAUGCCGCUGUACCGCAAGGCCCGGGCGAGGCACGCGCACAGCAGGGUGGCGCCGGCGGGGAGCCCGUCGCGCGGGUCCACGUCGAGCGCCGUCGAGUGGUGCCACGGCAAUGCCGACACGGCCGUCCACGACGCCAUCCUCUACUGCAAGAAGUCCAGCGUAAGUGCACCUUCUCAGAUCAAACUAUCGUCAUUGUUAUAG
Messenger RNA from Triticum turgidum subsp. durum (durum wheat), 750 nucleotides. The record is from the annotation of a GenBank genome assembly. Lineage: Eukaryota; Viridiplantae; Streptophyta; Magnoliopsida; Poales; Poaceae.